GCUCAGCACCGUGUGUUCCUUAUUUUUGGACGAUGGCGCGUUGCACCUCUUACACAGUUCUUUCAACCCUUGUCUACUUGUAGCGCGACAAGCAUUAAGCACAACCCGCCUGUCUUUCCCGGUCGAGCUCACCCAUAUACCGAUACGGCGCUCCACCGACGCGACUGCGACCGUCUUACGGAAAUGGAACGCGACGGAAAUGGCCGCGCAGGGCCAGAUAUCGAUGCGAAAGCAGCACAGCCAAAUACCCGCUUCACGUCGCCACUAGUUAUCCACAGCGCGUCGCGCAGAAGAAGCCUGUUUUCGCGACCAAAGGCGCAUGAGGACAAUGCUCGCCCGGGAAGCUCAGGCUCAGUUUCCGACGGAAAUGUAGCGUCGCCCAGCAGUACGAGAAUUCCGCGCCCCGCUCAGCGACGGCCAUUCACCCUUUCGGACGCCUACCGGAGGGCCGAAGAAGAGGAGGCAGCUCAGGGAUCACCGAGUCCAGCGCCACGGUUGUGGCGAUCUCCUCGCGAAUCUGCCGGGAAGAAACAUACAAAGGCCUCGAGUCCUAGCGUGUCGGCGCUCCCACAACGCGGAGGACUGAGGGAAGAGCCUUCAGGGACCAGCCAUGCUGAGGGUCAUGAGGGGCGUCCUGGUUCGUCACAGCAAAGCGAUACUUCGGAUAGCACGUUUGACGAUAAGCUCCGCCAAUUUGCAAGAGACCAGAGGAACCCAGAGGAGACCAACCGCCGCAGCAGCGGCUUCUUAUCCCGUUCCAGGCUCGGGACUAGGAUUGUCGAGUCCGGAAAGGAAUUGCUUGUGCGGAAAACCAGCCGAGGUAGUUUCGAUAGCUUCUUCUCGCCACAGCCUGGCAAGGGGACAACGACCAGCCCGUCGCUAUUGCGGCGAUUUUCCGGGAGAAAGCGGGAGUCAAGUGAUGAAGUGUUGCCUCACGAAGGAGACGAUCAGGCGCUGGCGGAUCACGAAACUCGCGACGAGCUUCUAGGACAGAGCACGACACCCCCCCGUGCGCGGAGCGCCGCAUUUCUCGACUCGCAAACUCCCAACAGGAGCUUUGCUUGGCAAGCGGACGCGGAUUUCACCGAGGCCGACCUACAAAUCUCAAACAGCCCCCCGGUUAUCCUCGGCCGCCGCAAUACUAAAAUUGACGAGAUUCGGGCCUUGGAGGCUAGAGUUAGCCAGUACUUCUCAGAAAACCCCAUCCACGAAUCACAAGAUACCCAGACCGCUAGCCCAGGCGCCUCAGAUGCUCGCCCUGCCGCGGAGACUCGAGAUGAGGGCCCUGCAUUGCCCAACCAGCCUCUAGAGUCUCAUACAGUUGCCAAGGACGCACUGGAGGAUCAACCCGACGAUGGGAAUGCAGGUCCCCGCCCCCGAUCGGUCAGCCAGACAAAUCUGAAAGUGGAUGAGCUCAGGUUGCGUGAAAUUGAGACUUUAUCCAGGAAGGCACUCGCAACGGCUAGACUGGACGAGUUGCGGGAGAGAAAUAUUAGAAUUUCACGUUCACCAUCCCCAGAUGUCGCACGAAUAUCUAGCAGAGAACGUACGCGGGCGUUCUCUCCGCUGCGUGACAGGCUGCGGAAGCCAGGGAAUGAAACGUCCGGGGUCACAAUCCAAGGUGAAGGAGGCCAAACCGACAAGAGCAUAUUUGGUCCACCCCCUCCUGUUCGAGAUCGCUCCCUGGACAAUCAAGUGGAUACCGGCGGCGAGAGAAGCGGCGAAGAUAGGAAGGGUCAACACAGCGCCCCAGAAGCGGGGGAAGACCCGGGUGACGAGGUCUUACGCCGGCUGGGAGCCGCAACAGGCAGCAGCCCGACUCUCGAAGUGCGGACAGUUGCAAAUAGCAACCAUUCAGCACCGCGUUCCCUCGGGCUAGCCGAACGAGCAAGGCAGAGAAGGUCAAUCGGCGGCGCUAAGAGCGACGUCAGGCCCACUGUUGGCUUCAGCGGCCUCUCGAGAAGUCCGUCAGCUGACUCGAAGACGGCUAAGCGCAAAAGCUUCGCGCAUUCGGACGUCGACCCGACGGAACGCAUAGAGGGGGAAAUGAAGCUCUUUGCGCCCCAAGAGAAUCAAUCAGAAAAGGGUUCCUUGCGGGCUCCGUCGCCAGAGGCCGAGGAAGAGGCUCCCGAUGAGACGCCAAAGCCGACCCAGACUGAUCCUUCAACGCAGCCUACUCCUAAGGUGACGGGGGCGUUUGUCGAGACCCCAGCAACGGUCAAGGUGGAAAAGGUAGAGAGUCCUGUCUCGGCUCCGCCUGCUGAGAACAAGGACGUCGAAUCGCAGCGAAACGGGGCGAGACGCUUGAGUAACAGCAGCAGCGGGGAUUCUAAAUCCUCUCUUUCUCUGGGCGAAAGAGACGGUGUUACGGCGCGCCGACGAAAGCGUACGCUGUCGUCUAGGGGCGAGCGGGCGCCUGGGCGGUCGUCAUUGCUCUCUACACGGCGGCGUGCGAGGUCAUUAUCCAGAAGCCGCACACCAUUGAUCAAUUCGGCGAGGCCGCCAACCGUCAGAGACGACCUACUAGAAAUCCAGCGGGCCAACCAUAUUGAAGACUCGACGCUCGAAGACCUCGCUGAUCUGCUCAGUCACCAGGGUCACUCACCUGCCGUUCCACCAAGCGCAGUAAGCGACGACGACAAGCUCGAUAGGCAGAAGGAACUGGAAGCAUAUGAUCGGAUAAGCCGGUCGCUCGAGACUGGCCUGCUCGGAAUCCGGAGUGCAAAGCAAGGGAUUGAGCGUCUUGAGGACAAAGUCUCCCAGGCGGAGCUCAAGGAUCACACACGACACGCAGGUCACGGCGACCGCGCCAGGGGAGAAUCGGCAUCGUGUCUGGUUUGCCAGGGCUCCAAACCCCCUGUCGACGCGUCAGUGACGUACCUCCACCUUCCGCUUCCAUACCUCUGGUCGCGACGCCCGAAGUUUCGGUUCACGCUCUUUGGUCUCAGCCUAUUUCUGCUGUCUCUCUGGUAUGUUUUGGAGUCGUGGAUUUGCUUCCGGUAUUGCAAACCAGAAUACUGUUACCCCGGCACGGCAUGCGACUGGUCAUCGGAUGAUCCGGUCUGGGGCUAUGCGAUUCCAGUGAAGUUGGAUGAGUGGGCUACUGGUGGACAAGGAAGGCGUCUCGUGCGUCGACUCCAGCCCGAGGUGUCUGACUGGUUGGCUGACAUGUGGGAUGCCGCCACCGGGACCGAUAUCACGACGAUCGACACGUCUCGCUACGGCUGGGAGCAGAAGCGGCAGUACAGAAGACGGCUGGCUAAAAAGGGACUCCGCAAGCCGUUCGUCGAACGGCCGGAGGACAAGGCUGUAUUUUCGGGGUGGAAAUCUGUCCGGCAAGCCAACGAAAGGGCCCAAUCAGCGCAGGAGAUGGGAUAUGAGGUGGAUGAAGACGAAACCAUCGGCUCCGAUGAAAGGCUCUAGCAGUACGAGAGUGCUGUGGUCGUUGAUAUCAGUGGAACUUACGGAACUUAUGCCUGUAUCAGGAAGAGACCGGAGGUUGCCGU
Thermothelomyces thermophilus ATCC 42464 is the source of this 3506-nucleotide messenger RNA. RefSeq lists its product as uncharacterized. The transcript has a single exon. The coding region runs from base 184 to 3423 and encodes 1079 amino acids. Lineage: Eukaryota; Fungi; Ascomycota; Sordariomycetes; Sordariales; Chaetomiaceae. The record is from RefSeq and is a predicted model, not a curated record.